UUAUCCAAACUAGAGUUUGGUUUCAAGUGUCGAGCCAUGUCUUGUGUCGGGGACCUUCUCCCCGUUUUUAGGCUUUGUUAAGUGGUUUUCCCCGGUUUCUCUGUUUUGUUUGCCAUUUUGAUAAGGGCUUUUGGUCGGGGGCAGUGUCCUCGUCCUAAUUUACGCCCUUUCACUUGAUUUGCGGUGAAAGGGUGGAUUUGAUUACUGUCGAAUUCACUUUAUUUUCGCUGCUUUUCAGGUACUCAAAAUGUCCGACGUGGAGGAAGUAACGGGGAGCCAAGCCACGUCGAAACACAAGCUGGUCGACACUAUUACUGACCCAGAGCUGGCUUGGGUUGCGCCCGAGCCCCGGGGGAUUGCUUCGACGAUUACCGCGCAGGAUCCGCGGCUUUUUACUGUCGUCGAGGAGGCUGGUUCGGAGAACUGGGAGGUUCAUAUGCCCGCCGAAGGGGAGCGGGUUUGUUCGUCGUACGCGGGGUGUAGUUUUACUAUGUACGAGAUGGCGUUCAAAGAGCUGGGAUUUCGGCUGCCCUUCAACGAUCUCGAAGCUGGAAUUUUUGGCCGGCUAAGAGUGGCUCCUUCCCAGCUUCACCCGAAUUCAUUGGCAUUCAUCCGGGCAUACCAGAUCCUAUGUCGGUAUCUGGAGGUAGAGGCUACCGUUGCCUUAUUUUUCUAUAUCUUUCAAAUCCAACGUCAGAGAGUCGGGGAUCGGCAGGGUUGGAUUUCCUUGAAGCAUCAGUCGAGCAAGAUAUUUAGGAUGUUUGUUGAGUCUGCUCGGGGCUUCAAGGAGAGAUAUUAUGUGGUGAGGGCAGUGACAGAGUUUGCCCAAGAUUCCCUGCACAUGGAGAGGCCUGUGUUCAACGAGGACGGGACUCCUCAGAUGGACGAGGAGGGGGGACAGGUGACGGAGUGGGUUCUCCGGUUUCCAUUAUCGUGGUCGUCGGAGCAUUUUGAUUUGCGGACCGACGAGUAUCUAACUGCUGCCGAGGAUCUUACCCCGGCCGAAAUGGCGGGCUUUCAAAAGCUCCAAACAUAUGUGGAUGGCUUUAAGCCUUGCAAGGUCAUGACCAGCUUAGGGGAGGUUGCAUUGGACAAGCAUGGUAAACCGAGGAUCGAGCCUCGUUUUGUUAAUACCAAACUGUUGUUGUCGUGCAAGACUGUUUCAGCCGAGGACACUCUGCUGGGUAGGAUGGCAGAUCUUGCUAGUGAGCUUGUCAGGAUAGCUGCUGAACAGAAGGGAGAGAAGGCUAGGAAAAAGGCGAGGAGGGCCAAGCCAACUAUUUUGAUGGGCGAUCAGGGUGUUUCGGGGAGCGUCUCUCAAUCUUCCCCGGUAGGAAGUUCAGCUGGGACUCCGGGUGGUCGUUCGAAGAGGCAUCGGGAGGAGCAGAUGACGCCCAUCGUCGACUUGUCAGAGGGGGACGGUGGCUUCGUUCUCCCCGCAUGCUUGAGCGACCAGAAAUACUUCGACAAGAAUCCCCUCCAGGUGCCCGCUUCGGAGAAGAAUUAUAUACUGGGCGUUUCUGCAUCUGCCCGACAGAAGCAGCUCAACGAGGAUGUUGCUGCUGUCAUCCGUCUGGCGGAGACAGCCUUGGUGCUAAAUGAAGGGGGACCAACUCACGAGGCGGAGAGGUUGGCUGCUCGGAAUGCCAAGCUGGAAGGGAAGAUUGUGCAGAUGGAAGGGGAGUUGAUUGAUCUCCGUGGCAAGCAGGAGAACUAUGGAAAUUUGCUGGAGGAUGUUCGGUUGACCCGGGAUGAGCUGAAAGAGACAAAGAAAAAGCUCGAGGAUGUGGAGACCCGGGGUGCCGAGGAGAAGAAACAGAUGGAAGAGGUGAUAGCUGACCUACAGUCCAAGCUGGCUCCUGUUGCCGAUGAGGGUGCUGAGAUUUCCAAGAUGGUAAGUCGGGCUGACCUAGUCAAGGAGAUCAAGAGGCAGCGUGGUCUGAUGUUGGCGAGCAUGAUCCAUGGAUGGAAGAAUGCGAUCGCCCAACUUAGGGUUGUGAAUGCCGAGCGUGACCUGAUCACUGAAGGUAUUCACAAACUCAAACGGGUUGAGAACGGGCAGAUCAUCAUUCCCGAAGAGUACAGGGAAAUGGAGCUUGAGGAGGAGAAGCUGGAUGCGGAAGCGGUUGAUGAUGAGGACGAGGAGGAUGAGGAAGUCGAAGAGGAGGUUGUCGGGGAGGAGAGGGUACCAGAGGGCAACCCAGAGGGUCAUGAUGAAAGCUCCUGA
Messenger RNA from Trifolium pratense (red clover), 2227 nucleotides. RefSeq lists its product as uncharacterized. Bases 248 to 2227 code for a protein of 659 amino acids. NCBI's taxonomy places the organism in Eukaryota, Viridiplantae, Streptophyta, Magnoliopsida, Fabales, Fabaceae. The record is from RefSeq and is a predicted model, not a curated record. The transcript has 2 exons.